Molecule: messenger RNA, 1174 nt
Organism: Neurospora tetraspora
Lineage: Eukaryota; Fungi; Ascomycota; Sordariomycetes; Sordariales; Sordariaceae
Exons: 1
Coding region: 339-995 (218 amino acids)
Source: RefSeq, a predicted model, not a curated record
GUUUAUCGAUUACGGCCAGCGUAGCGUAGGAGUCAGCAUUGUUGGGGAUUUUGUGUCCAGGGUCUCUGUAGGUGAAGACAGGCAGGGUGGUGGUGGUGGUGGUUCCUCUUGCUGACAAAGUUUCAAGUUGAAACUUUCAAUGCUGUUGCUCGUUGUCGUCGUCUGUGGAUCCUCCCCUCCGCACAGAGCUUCAGGCCCCACAAGUCUUUCUCCAGCCCUCUACGGACCUGCCGCUCAGGGCAUUGCAUUGCUCCAACAACACCAUCAACACCAACAACAACAUCACGACAUCACGACAUCUCGCCGCCGCGCUCCCCGCCAUCCGUUCCCAACCCAUCAUGCAUGAACACCCAACGGUCCCAACCGCUUCUUCACAUGCCAGAUCAUCUCUAGUGCCGGGUCAGCACGGCAAAUUGACCUCCGCUUCGCAUCGUCGGCACCCGAUAUCUAGCACUGCCAGCUUCUCCGUGCCCAGUCGAGCCAGCUUACCCCUCUCUCGGUGCUGUUGCCCAGAAUUUCGUAAGAGAAACCAGAUGGCUGGCGGUAAUUUUGGUUUCCGGAGGACCCAAAGGACGGAAAGGUUACCAUUCAGCUUUGCAAGUAUCACUUGUACAGUACUUCGGCCGCCUUCCAAGAGUCGUCGUACCCCUGUCCAUGAUGUUGUGAAAGUUGGUUUUGAUGUGGCUUACAUGUUUAUCCCGGCAAGAAUAUAUAACAGUGUCAGUCAUCUGACUCAACUCACCCAGCUUAUCACAACCCCCUUCCCUGUUUCGGUCGUAUACGGCCAGAUACAGAGGCACACCGGAACCAACUGCUUUCCACCUCGGCUGGGUUGGGGCUCUGGGGAUUGGCUGUCAAAUUUUUCCAACCUUCUGGAAGCUGCGGAGCAAGAGGAACGGCAAAGCAUCGCCGGGAUCCCAUCUCUUGGAGCGUUUGAUCAAGGCAUCAUCACUCUGCCAGGUUCACCGAUACUCAAAAUUUUUCGCUCACCUUGACCACCACACCGCCGGCUCAAUGUCAUCGGUGACCCGCUCCGAGGUCCUUGACCAUGGAAACUGUCAGACAUCAAACAAAUUUUCACAUGGCAGCAGGGACAGACCUCCGACAAUUCCAUCGUGAUCAUCAUGGGCGAGGGAUGAGCAUGCUGCGUCCAACAGCGAGGCGCGAGGCGGCC